Sclerotinia trifoliorum is the source of this 3776-nucleotide messenger RNA. The record is from the annotation of a GenBank genome assembly. NCBI's taxonomy places the organism in Eukaryota, Fungi, Ascomycota, Leotiomycetes, Helotiales, Sclerotiniaceae.
AUGAAGGUUUUUUUUGCCUCUUUUACCUUCAGCGAAUCCGAAUUCCAGCUUAACCUACUACAAUUUGCUAGAUUUUUCACUGUCUUUUCAUAUGACCUUAACGUCAGUCUAACUUUGACUGUGCAAAGCAUGUUCUACGGUGAGUGUAGAGCUCAAAAUGAUCUUGUUAGUCUCCAGAAUCGUCUCGUCUAAUAUUGAGUUAGAUUUGAGUUUUCACUUUAGAGCCGCACACCGGUGACGAUUAGAGAUUUCUCCUUCACAUUCGUACACACUUUUCUGUCUUUUCGAUAGGGCAUGCUUGAGCGCACGGCAGGAUGUCUUGAAACAGGCAGUCUACGGCGCCUUCUACCAGGAUCAAAGCAUUUAGUCAAAAGUCGACGCACGCUUCAUUCAGGUUUUUGGAGUCAUGGUCCAAUUGAACCUGAGCUUUCUCCAUUAUGGCAGCUCAUGUUGCAGGGGACCGAUUUUUUCGAGAACCCGAACCUAAGGUCACCCAAAGACGGGACUUUGAGCGAAAAUCCUGGUGUCUCCUUGGACUUCCUCUAUCCAGCUGGUACACUCAAAUUUCUACGACAAUAUUCAGGCUUGGGGAUUGAUAGAAAAGAAGGGAAAAGAAGAAGAUUGGGAUUACGUAGUUCUGGCUAUCGGCUUUACACGUCAUCUGCUAAAAGCACAUCAUUAGCCUUGGUUCCAGUAGAUGUAGAAAAGAAAGAGACCGUUGAAAUCAAGAAACGGUCUAUGAUACCUGAGGUACCCGAUGACGCAGCAACCAUCGCAACAGUUCUAGGAAUAACAACAUCUUCACGAUACGAAGAGGUGUGGCGAAAAUAUCGGCGUUUAGAAUUCGGCAGCUGGGCCGAGGAACGAAUUCGAAUCCAGGUCUUGGAAUACAUGGCAGCUUCAAAUCGAAUAGUAGAUGCAGAAAGGGCGACUUCAUUAUUUGAGCGAUGCGAUGAUCGUCGAGAGAAACCUGAAAUAUACGAGAUCGUGAUUCGCACCUAUUUGAGACUGCAGAAUUUCUCAAGAGCGAAUGAACUCUACCAAUACUCACUCGAAAAGUUCAACACAACGGCUGGAGGGUCAGAUAUCAUGCUACACCUCAUGACAAACAGUUUAUGGCCACAAGCUUUCGAUCUUUGGACAGAAGUGCAGUUGCAUGAUAAUCUUGCUGGGCCGCGCUAUGAUUUAUUCAAAAGUUUACAUUAUCUAGAAGAUCUUCCAAGCAAGGCUUUACUCUUGGCACAGUUUAUCAAUAAGUCGGUUCGCGCCUCCUCACAGGGUGACUCCAUACCAUCCUUAGCUCUCACGAAAUUUGGUACGGAGGUGAUCUCAUCAGCUCUACUGAGUGCUAAACACUUUUCAUAUGCCACGUUUUGGCCUCUUGUAAAACAUAUUCAGAACUGGGGAUCUGAGUCUGUCUCUCUUUAUACCCACGCGACUCAAAUGUUGAUCACUCUCGGUCAAUCGAAAGCAGCAGUCGUGCUUUACAGGCAAGCUCGAGAAAGUUCAAAAAAAAACCUCAUGCUUCCAAGGUCCAUGUUGCACUCCGUACUACAAAUAUUUUUCAAGAAUCACGAUUUGAUCGGAAUUCAAGAAGUAUUCACGGAUAUAUUCCGCUUCAAUCAGAACCUGGACCGGAAUUCAUACAGGAGAUGCAUGGACGAAUUCGCACGCCACGGAGAUGCCGACACCGUCCAUGCAAUGUUUGAACAGUUUGCAGAGCGAUAUAUGCGAUUAGAAAGUCAGUCGCAAACGGCCCCUAAUCCUUUGGCAUCGGCUGACGAUAUGGCCCCACUCCUACAUGUUCACGUAAGGCGGGGAGAGUCUGAACGAGUACUCGAAAUAUUCAAAAGUAUUCGACAAAAAUAUCGCCUUAAACCGACCAUAACAUGUUGCAACAUUCUCAUUAGUGCUUAUGCUCAGGUUGGCAAAUAUGAUAAUGCUUUUGAAACCUUUGAAUAUACUGUCAACAAACGAAAUCUUCGGCCUGAUGACUACACUUUUGGAACUUUGAUGGGCAUGUGUGCCUCACGUGGUGAUCUUGAGAACACUAUCGAACUGUAUCGGAUGUCUGCUUCUUAUGGUGUUGAAAAGAGCGCUGCUAUGGUUAGCACACUAGUCACCGCCUAUUUAGCAUGCGAUCGAUUGGAAGAAGCGGAAACUAUCUGCGAAGAGGCCGUGAAUUUGGAUUUUAAGGAUUCACAAACUCGCAUGUGGAAUUCCCUGCUUGUUGCUUGGGCAUUGCGAUUUGACCUCGUCAACGUCAAUCGAAUCCUUCAAAGGAUGUCUCAGCUUAACAUAGAACAUAACGGCGAUACAUAUGCCGCCCUUAUGCAAGCGCUGUCUAUGGUCGGCCAACCAGAACGUGCCUGGGAGAUUUUAGUGGAGGUUAUGCCGGAAGCUGACAUACCCACCACUAGUCUUCAUUAUGCAAUCGUCAUGGGUGGUUUCCUUGCUACCCACCGUUACGACGACGUUUUCCGAGUUCAGAAUCGAAUGCUUGAACAGAAAAGGAUGAAGACUGCAAGCACAAAAUUCUUGGAGUUGAGAAGUGCAAUUCACGAAGCUAGGCGUAGGUGGGGAGAUGCACAAGGUGCCAUGGAGAUUUUCGAACAAGUCGUCAAAACAAUGAAUCCUCGCGAUCUUAGCGAUAAAGUCAGGAAAGGUAUUCGGCACGAGCCACUCGAUAUUGCUUAUCCCGCUACUUGUUUUGGAUACAUUAUAUUUGUUCUUUCUAAAAACAUGGAAAUAAAUUCCGCCAAGGAUAUGCAUCAACGCUUCCUGAGAAUGCUCCCAGAAGACAGAAGAGGCACACAACCCGAGAGUGUUACCACUGCUUUAAUGUCACUAAAACUUCAAGAACUAAAUUAUGGCGCCGUGGAGGAUCUGUGGAUGCAGUUCUUGUCUGAUACUCGAAAGCGACACCAACCUCUCCAGCUUCCAGGCUCGCUAUCUCGUAUAGAUGAUGCUGAAGAGGCAGAAAUGGCUGGAGAUGGUAUUGAUCAUUCUUCUAAAGAGGGUAAAGAAGGUAAAGAGGGCGAAGAAGGUGAACAGGGUCAAGAGGGUGAAGAGACUGAAGAGGGUAAAGAGGGUGGUUCAAAAGAUACAAAAUUAGACAUGCAGGAGAACAAAGAACAGAUCAUGGCUGCACAUAGAUUUGCUUUGACAAAGGCAUUACACUUCUACAUGAUAGCGCUCCUGAGGCAGGGGAAAAUCAACAUUAUGAUACGAACUGUCAACGAGAUCACGAAUCUUGGAUUUCAAUUGAGUCAUCAAAAUUGGAAUGAAUACAUUCAACAUCUCGCCAGGGCUCGCCAUUUCAAGCUAGCAUUCAAGACAUGCGAAUCCGUUCUUAUGGGAAAUUGGAAGGGGUGGGCUAAGUUAAGAGCUCAAACUAGUGAGAAAAACAGACUACCACUAGAAAUCAGAAGGAAGGGCAAGCUGUUGACGUCUUUGCGUCCAGAAUACCGCACUCUUUUGCAUCUCACAAAAGGUUUCCUCAGUAUACAAGCUAUGGCUGCCGAAUCAAGGGCUAAUCGACUUCUACUCAACGACCUGGAGCAUGAUUGUUCAAGGACACUGACAGCUAUCAAGACAAUGGUUAGAACAGGGGAUCCUUUAGAAUGGGAGGUUUUGGGGGAGUGACGGUAGAUACCAUCUCUACAGUUGUAUUUUUCAUGUACAAUACAUAAAUAGAAAGCCUGUGAUGGGACUCACGCAGAAAUAAACUCAACUUUGUUAGUUUAAAGUCUUAAACAUCAUUUACCCAAAGAUAA